Messenger RNA from Monascus purpureus, 612 nucleotides. The record is from the annotation of a GenBank genome assembly. Lineage: Eukaryota; Fungi; Ascomycota; Eurotiomycetes; Eurotiales; Aspergillaceae.
AUGCCUGAUCUGCUCGCUAUCACAUCAGGAAUUGCCGGGCUGCUCUCGCUUGGUAUUCAAGUCACCCAGUCUUUGGUCACUUUUUACACUGCAUACAAGGAACAAGACACUGAUCUGGCAAAGAUUACGCAGAAUCUCAACAAUCUUCUAGGCAUCUUUCGAGCCCUCGAUAUUGCAGUAGAGGAACGCCGAUCUCAGGCUGACACGCAAGAUCUACUCCAAGAAGUUGAGAAGGCGGUACAGAAAUGUGAGGAAAUCAUCACUGAGCUACAGAGCGAGUGUGAGAAAUUCCAGAAAGAUUCAGCCACCAGUUUAAAGGAUCGCGUUAAGGUUGCUGGGUGUCGCGCGGCCUAUCCAUUUCGCAAAAGCACCCUACAGAAGCUUGAAGAGGACAUCAGCAACAUACAGGAAAACCUAUCAGUUGCACUCGAGAUACUGCAGCUGAAGAGCCAGACUCAGAUCCAAGAUGGUAUAUUGGAAGUAAAAUCACUUGUCGAGCGAACAAAUGCUAGUCAAGUCGCUUUCACCAUCCGUUGCUGGCUUAUGGCACCAGAUGCAUCUCUCAACCACAAUGCAAUGUGUGCGAAAUGUCAUCCAAGCACAGGUCUAUGA